GAGGAGAGGAGAGGAGAGGAGAGGAGAAAAAUAAAAUAAAAAAGGCCACAAAGCCAAGAAAGCUCUCACAGAAAGGAAAAGGGCUCAAAAGAAAGCUGGUUUCAGAAAGCAAAGAGCUUUUCCCUUCACGUCCCCCUCUCUCUCUCUCUCUCUCUCUCUCUCUCUCUCUGCCCAUUAUCAGGCUUUGUGUUUCAGUAAAGCUGAGUUGAACCCACUAUUCAACAUAGCUCCACCACGACCACAAGAGCUCUGUGCAGGUGUGUGUGUGUGUGUGGGCAUAAGAUUUUCUCUCUCACACCAGCACCAAUCCAGAUACACACAACAUAAAUAUUAGCCCGAGACCCUCCCAUAUGUUCCAUAACUCUCCUCCUCCCAACUCUCCUCCUUCCAACGCUGCUUGUUCUGCCGUCAACCCCCCAGAGAUCAAUGCCUUCUCCAACAGCAAAAGGCGGAGAAGGCCCGCAGGCACUCCAGAUCCGGAUGCAGAAGUGGUUUCGCUGUCGCCGAAGACCCUCCUCGAGUCCGACAGGUACGUGUGCGAGAUCUGCAAUCAAGGGUUCCAGAGGGAUCAGAACCUGCAGAUGCACCGGAGGCGGCACAAGGUGCCGUGGAAGCUGCUGAAGCGGGACCGCGGGGCGGCCGAUCAGGAGCAGGCGCGGAGGAAGCGGGUGUACGUGUGCCCCGAGCCGAGCUGCCUCCACCAUGAUCCGUGCCACGCGCUCGGGGACCUCGUGGGGAUCAAGAAGCACUUCCGCCGGAAGCACAGCAGCCACAAGCAGUGGGUCUGCGAGCGGUGCUCCAAGGGCUAUGCCGUGCAGUCCGACUACAAGGCCCACCUCAAAACCUGCGGCACGCGAGGACAUUCCUGCGACUGCGGCCGCGUCUUCUCCAGGGUAGAGAGUUUCAUAGAACACCAAGACUCGUGCACCGUCCGCCGGGCUCAGCCACCAGAGAUGCAGGCGGCUCAGCCAGCCUGCUCGUCCCAAACUGCUUCGAGCACUAGCCCUUCAAGCGAAGCCAAUUUCGGCGUUCCGCUCUCAUCUUUUCCGGGGUUCCGAAUGCCAAAACCAGCGGAGAUCCUCUUCCUCAACUCAGACAUGUACAAUCCCUCAACCCCUUCUACCCACCACAACCUUGAGCUUCAGCUACUGCCGUCGUCGAGCCUGUGUGGGACGCGGAACUUGAAGGAAAAUUUCGCGGACAACCUGAAGCUUUCGAUCGGCACAUUGUCCACCGAUGUGAACAGGGACGAAUUAGCCUUCACCAAGAGAUCUUCUACAAUGUGGGAUCAUUAUUACGGGCGCGAACCCGAGAUGUCGGAGGCCGCGAGCAUGAGGGAGUUUGCGAGCGAGCAAAUAAAGCUGGCUGUAGCCGAGAAGGCGUUCGCCGAGGAGGCGAGGCAGCAGGCGAAGAGACAGGUCGAGAUAGCGGAGCUCGAGCUGGCCAACGCCAAGAAGAUGAGACUGCAAGCUCAGGCCGAGCUCGAACGAGCUCAACUGCUGAGAGAACAAGCCACCAAGAAGAUCAGCUCCACCAUCAUGCAGAUCACUUGCCCGGCCUGCAAACGACAGUUCCAGACAACGUCUGUCGGUGCGGCAGCAUGCGACGAGACCUCUCUCGCCAUAAGCUACGUGUCUUCAGCUACCACGGAAGGAGAGGGAGAGUAAUUAUUGUGUUGAAUAGGUUGAACAAUAAUUUUAUAUUUUUUUUUCUUUGAGCUCUAAAUUAGAAUGGUUUUUAUUAAGUUCUACUCUGGUUGAGAAGUCCCUCCUUAUUUGUGCCUUCUCUUUCCUCUUCCCCAACUAAUUCAUUGUUCGUCCUCAAUUAAUUUGCUCAGAAACAGUGUCUGACCAAUGUUGGAGUGUGUCUUUGUUGCUUUUGGUGGUUUUCUUCUUGGAGUUAUGCGAGAUACAGACUAAUGUACAAAUUUGAUGUCCUAAUUGGCCUGGACUGAUCGUGCGUACUUUGA
Molecule: messenger RNA, 1969 nt
Organism: Eucalyptus grandis
Lineage: Eukaryota; Viridiplantae; Streptophyta; Magnoliopsida; Myrtales; Myrtaceae
Product: zinc finger protein SHOOT GRAVITROPISM 5
Exons: 4
Coding region: 351-1667 (438 amino acids)
Cellular component (GO): nucleus
Molecular function (GO): DNA-binding transcription factor activity
Source: RefSeq, a predicted model, not a curated record